Molecule: messenger RNA, 2608 nt
Organism: Branchiostoma floridae (Florida lancelet)
Lineage: Eukaryota; Metazoa; Chordata; Leptocardii; Amphioxiformes; Branchiostomatidae
Product: phospholipase A-2-activating protein-like
Exons: 12
Coding region: 33-2429 (798 amino acids)
Biological process (GO): proteasome-mediated ubiquitin-dependent protein catabolic process; ubiquitin recycling
Cellular component (GO): nucleus; cytoplasm
Molecular function (GO): ubiquitin binding
Source: RefSeq, a predicted model, not a curated record
GCGGUUUGCCAUACAAAAGCAUUCUUGGCAAAAUGGCUGCCAGUGAUACCGGCGUGUACAAGCUGAGAUGUUCUCUUAUCGGACAUUCUAUGGACGUGCGGGCGGUCGCCGCCGCCGUCUAUCCCGACGGCGCUGUUGUGACAGCCUCCAGAGACCAAACAGCGCGGUUGUGGGCUCCCAACAGUGAUGAUAAUGGCUUUAUGGAGGCACACGUCAUGACAGGACACAGUAAAUUCAUCUCCAGUGUUUGUCUCCUGCCGCCUUCUGACGACUAUCCCCACGGGAUGGUCGUAACCGGUAGCAACGAUCACAGCAUCCAUAUCUACAGUCUGGAGUCCCCGGAACCAGUCUUCAAACUUACCGGACACAAGAACACAGUUUGUUCUCUAGCAGCAGGAAAGUUUGGCACCCUCCUCAGCGGUUCGUGGGAUAAGACUGCGCGUGUGUGGCUGAAGGACAGGUGCAUGAUGACGCUGUCCGGACACGAGGCCGCGGUGUGGGCCGUCGCCAUCAUGCCGGAACACGGAAUCAUGCUGACAGGGUCCGCCGACAAAACCAUCAAGAUGUGGCGCACAGGGAAGUGUGAACUGACUUUCACAGGGCAUGAAGACUGUGUUAGGAGUCUUGCUGUGGUUUCCAAUGUGGAGUUCUUGUCAGCCAGCAAUGAUGGGUCGAUCCGACGCUGGCUAACCACAGGAGAAUGUUCACAGGUUUACUAUGGACACACCAACUAUGUGUACUCUCUGGCCAUGCUGCCCAAUGGUCAGGACUUUGUGACAUCAGGAGAGGACCGGACAGUCCGAGUGUGGAAGGGAGGGGAGUGUGUACAGACCAUCACCCUACAGGCUCAGUCUGUAUGGUCCGUGGCAUGUUUAAGUAAUGGGGACAUCGCUGUUGGAGCUAGUGACAAUGUGACCAGGGUGUUCACCUGUGCUCCGGAGAGGUAUGCAAGUCCAGAGGAGAUCAAGGAGUUUGAGGAACAGGUGGCAUCAUCCACCAUCCCCGCCAAGGCAGCGGCCGACAUGGAUGGCAUUAAUAUUAAUGAGCUGCCAGGCAAGGAGGACUUGGAGAACCCAGGAACAAAAGAAGGGCAGACCAAGUUAGUGAGGUCUGGCAUGACUGUAGAGGCUUACCAGUGGAGCGUGGCACAGCAGGAGUGGACCAAGAUAGGAGACGUGGUGGGGUCAGACGAGGGCACAGGGGGCACCGGAGAAAAAGUCUGGUACGAGGGGAAGGAGUACGACCAUGUGUUCACAGUGGACCUUGGUGAUGGCAGUCCCAAGCUGAAGCUGCCCUACAACCUGUCGGACGACCCCUGGCUGGCAGCUCACACCUUCCUGGAGAAGAAUGAGCUGAGUCAGCUGUACCUGGACCAGGUGGCCAAGUUCAUCUUGGAGAACACCAAGGGGCUGACGGUUGGGCCUGCCCCCUCCGCACAACAGUAUGCUGAUCCUUUCACUGGUGCAAACCGCUAUGUCCCAGGGUCUGCUGCUCCAGCUGAUGUACCACAGCAAGGUCAGGGGUCAACCCUGGGCAGUGACCCCUUCACAGGAGGGGGUCGUUACAUCCCAUCCUACGCUGCCAGAGACAUGGAGAACAACCCCCCAGCCCAUGUGCCUCAGCCCACCAACCCCUACUUCCCCAGGGUCACUCCACUACUGUUUGAGCAGGCCAACCCUGGGGCUAUCGUAGGUAAGAUCAAGGAGUUCAACAGUAAAGUGCCAGCAGAACUGCAACUGGAUGAAUCUGGUUUGGACCAGAUCAGUCAGCUUCUGGCUGUGGCAACCAAUCAGCAGCCAGGAGCACCAACUGCCAUGCAGAUGAACACACUGUGGAAGAUUGUCCAGUGGCCUAAAGAUGUCGUGUUCCCAGCACUAGAUGUACUUCGGCUGGCCCUCCGCCACUCCGACAUCAACCAGCACUUCUGUAACUCCAAGGAUGGUCCACAAUUCCUCACCCACCUCCGAACCUUCCUGUCACCUGACUCCUCACCAGCCAAUCAGAUGCUAGCCCUGCGUGCUGUGUGCAACAUGUUCGCCCAGCCCGUGGGGAAAGGUCUGGCCAUAUCCCAGCACUCCGACAUCCUGGCCACCACGUUAGAUUGUAGCGCCAGCACCCAUAAGAACGUCCGUAUUGCCAUGGCGACAAUCAUUCUGAACUAUGCGGCUGUCAUCCAAGAUCCAGAGGACAUCGAAGGGAAGUCCCAGUGUCUGUCUGCUGUAGCGGCGCUCCUGGAUACAGAGAGGGAAAACGAGGCAUGUUUCCGUCUCCUGGUCGCGCUGGGGUCCCUAAUGGUCGGUGAUGACAACGCCAUCGCGCUCGCUCGCUCCUUGGACUUAUUACCUGUAGUCGCCAGGAAAAGGGGAAUCACAGAGGCACCAAAAGUGGCAGAGUGUGCUAGACUUGUACACCAACUAUUGGAUGCAUAAGGUUUAUUGUACUAGACUGAGUGCCAGCCUGCGUGGUGACCGCUUUUCUGUGGUUAGCAAGCAAAAGGAGCCAGUGGUCACUACGGGGGCUGGCAUUCAGGCUAUUAUUGUACAUUGCGAAGAAGAAAAAUUUCGAAUGCAGAAUGUUAGGAUGAUUUUCAAAUUUUAUGUGCCUAGUU